Pollicipes pollicipes is the source of this 5101-nucleotide messenger RNA. RefSeq lists its product as uncharacterized. NCBI's taxonomy places the organism in Eukaryota, Metazoa, Arthropoda, Thecostraca, Pollicipedomorpha, Pollicipedidae. The record is from RefSeq and is a predicted model, not a curated record. The coding region runs from base 138 to 2570 and encodes 810 amino acids. The transcript is spliced from 16 exons.
AGAGCCUCGGUCAACGAGCAGCUCCAAGGCCGUGUAGGGGUGGGGCGGCGGUAUUUGGAGCGCAGGGUAGCUGUGAGCGGUUCCAUACACCGCAUGGAGGUAUAGGCACAAACUUGGUGUAUUUGUGCAGGGUCAGCAUGGCUGCUGGAAGCUGGAGAAUACCUGUGGCCUGUGUGGCGGUGUACAUCUACACUGUGGUGGCCCAGUUUGACUGGCAGACACAAGACAACUUUGAUUUUAUUGAUCAAAAGUUCAAACGUGUGAGGGAAGACAACUGUGAGCUGCUACCAUUUGCUGAUCUGUUUCUGCCUGAAAGUACUGUGUCACAUAAGCCAGAUAUCAAAGACAUCAACGUCAACCCAGUGCUGCCAAACCGGACACACAUGCUGUACCUGCACAACCUUGUCCUAAGCCGGGGGUAUUUCUUCAGCUAUGUGAUCCAGAGCAGGUUCAAGCGGCCCUCCCACCAGGGGAUCGAACAGUCAGAGCUGGACCCUGGCAUGAUGUACUACUUCCUCUCCGUUGUCGCCGACAUCAGCUCCAGCCCCUACAUCAACGGCAGCGCCAUCUACUUCGCGCCCAACACCUCCUACUCACCCUCUUACCAGGCCAACUUCAACCAGACGUUCCCGCUGUUCGCUCCUCGAGCGUUCCGCGCUGACGACUACAACUACCCGUUUCACCUGGAGCGGAUAUCGACGCUGAACACGGUUGAGGUGUCCGACUUGGGCGCCUUUGAGAAGAUCCGGCAGAGCAAGAACUACACCAAGGAGGAGUACCGCAUAAACCGUUGGUACUACAAGUGGUUACCGGAUCAGCGGCAAACGCAGGCUUCCAAGACCACGUACCACAUCAAGAUCCGCUACGCCAACAACACCAACGAGACGUACACCUUCCACGGCCCGCCCGCCAAUGACGAGACGCCCGGCCCGGUCAACUGGACGCAGCCGUACUUCGACUGCGGCCGCUCCAACAAGUGGAUCAUGGGCGCAGCCGUACCGAUCGUCGACCUCUACCACAGGCACACGGGCUUCAGACACAUCGAGUACCCCACCUACACGGCGGUGGCCGUCAUUGAGAUGGAUUUCGAACGAAUGGACAUAAAUCAAUGUCCGCUGGGAGAGGGCAACAGCGGCCCAAACAUCUUUGCGGACACCGCGCGCUGCAAAAAGGACACAACGGAGUGUGAGCCGCUGGACGGGUACGGGUUCCGCCGCGGCGGCUACCAGUGCCGCUGUAAGCCCGGCCACCGACUGCCAAACGUGGUGCGGCGCCCCUACCUGGGCGAGGUGCUCGAGCGGGCCACCACCGAGCAGUACCAGAACGCGUUCCACUGCGAAAAAAUUGGCUGGAUUCAUAAAACCAUCCAGGGUAAAGCGAAGCUGGAUCAGUUUACCAGGUACCAGCAUCUGAACCGGCACUUCUUCAAAAACUACACUGUCAAGCCCAACGAUACCUUGGCUCAGCCACCUGCCGAAAACGUGAUGCCUCUGCUAGAGUUCUUAAAGGAGGUCAAAACCGGCGACUGCACCAAGUACCACCCGAAAGACCUGCAGCUGCGCGGCGACGUCAUGUACGGCGCCGAAAAGCAGAUGGAGAAUCAGGCCCGCCUGGCGCUCCGGCUGGCCAACUUUAUCUCGGCCUUCCUGCAGGUGUCGGACCCGGACGAGGUGUUCUCCGGGAACCGCGUGGCAGACCGCCCGCUGACCGAGGACCAGAUGAUGGGCGAGGUGAUCUCCAUGCUGAUGGGCGACACCUGGAUCUGGGGCGCCGGCAUCUUCUGGGACAGGAACAAGUUCUACAAUCGCACCCUGUUCGCGCCGUACGCCUUCAAGAAGGAGCUGAAUCCGCGCAACCUGAACAUGGAGGACCUGGCACGACUCAACAAGUCCGAGGAGGUGUACCUGAACAAGCCGAUCUUCCGUGAGGUGAAGGCCCGCUGGUCGACCAACUUUGACUCGCUGGAGAAGAUCUGGCUGAAGAUGCUGUUCCGUUCUCAUCCGCGCGGAGACAAUAUCUUCCUGCGCAAGUACACCAGAUACCCGGAUUACUUCUUGGCGGCCAAGCUAGAAGACGGCUACUGGUCGCCGCCCUACUACGACUGUCACGGCUUCCACCCCAUGUGGAUGAUCACCUACGCCGUGCCGUUCUUCGGCUGGGAUGACCUGAAGCACAGCGUCGAGUUCAAGGGAAUGGUGAGCGUGUCCAUGAGUGCCGAGAAACUGGACAUUAACCAGUGCGACCACGACUACUGGGUGGCUAACGCCUUCAAGGACACGCACAAGUGCGACAGGAGGUCGUCUUACUGCGUGCCGAUCCAGGGUCGCGGCUUCUGGACGGGCGGCUACAAGUGCGCCUGCAAGCAAGGCUACGAGUACCCGUUCGAGGACCCCAUCACGUACUUCGACGGACAGCUGGUGGAGGCCGAGUUCCUGAACCUGGUCCAGAACAAGGAAACGAGGUACGACUACUACAAGUGUCGGCUGGCGGGCGCCCAGCGUCCGCAUGUCAGCUGUCUGGCGGUGCUGGCGCUGCUGGCGGCCGGCCUCCUGCGUGGUCUCGCCGGCUGAGGCGCUCCGCUGGCCGCCGGCCCACGCCGACCUGACGCCGCCCCGCGCCUGACGCCCGGGGCAGCAGCGCUCGCCCCGUGCCUCGGUGCCACCCUGGCGUCGGUGGCCGCCCGAGCAGCAGCGACGGCGGUAGGCUGGCGCCCGGCCGAAGCCGUGGUGGUGCCGUGUGUGUGAAUAUGUCAGAAGAUGCUGCUGGAACCUCAGAGUGUGUGGAAUCUCAGAGCGGCUCUCAUGUAAUCUCAUAGCAACUGCGAUGUAAUCUCAAAGUGACAUUUGGCCGAUGGUUUCGUGCCAGACGUAGUUUAUUUUUAGGUUGGAUCCAGUGCAAAGUGCCUGAAACGUGUUAAGGUUAUGAAUAGCAUCGAAGUAAGGGUUUGUAGUCUUUUAGUUGAGUGGCACGCACAAGGUGGGCAUUUCAUGGAGAGCCCACCGUCUUCGAGUACGCACAGCUAAUCUUGUAGGCUUGUUUUGUAUUUUAAGCUAUCGGGUUCCGGUAAUCAUUCCCAGUGCGUCGUGCCGCUGCACAUGCGUUUGUAAUUUGUACUGGAGGAUUGGAGCCAUUGUGAUUCAUUUUUCGUCAUCCACCUGGAAUGCCUGUAAGUGGAUAUGAUUGCCAUGAGUGUCUGUCCGAGUCCGGUGCACAUGAUCAAGGACUGGUGUGAGAAAAUUGCGCCCGUUUUGACAACAUCGCCGAAGGCUGCGCUUCUGUUCCACUCUAUUUUCACGGAAUGCAUCGUCAGUGUAUGUUUAUACAUUUCGCUGUAGCGUUUGAUGUGUUUGUGUUGUAUCUGAUGGCAUUUUGUUCGCCAUCGCCUUGUGUUUAGUCGGGUCGUAUGGACCCGUGCUGGCCGUCCCAAAGUCGUCCGACCUGUUGGACCUGGCUGUGACCUAACCAUGGUCAGCCAGCUGUCCGCAGAUUACGGCGAGAGCUUCGUCUCUCACCCGUGUGGUUGUCGCCUGUUGAUGUCUGAAUGCACGUUAUCAAGGACAUGUGUGAGAAAAUGCGCCCGUUUUGACAACAUCACCGAAGGCUGCGCUUCCGUUCCACUUUAUUUUCACGGAAUGCAUCGUCAGUGUAUGUUUGUGCAUUUCGCUGUAGCACGUGAUGUGUUUGUGUUGUAUCUGAUGGCAUUUUGUUCGCCAUCGUCUUGUGUUUAGUCGGGUCGUAUGGACCCGUGCUGGCCGUCCCAGUCGUCCGACCUGUGGGACCUGGCUGUGACCUAACCAUGGUCAGCCAGCUGUCCGCAGAUUACGGCGAGAGCUUCGUCUCUCACCCGUGUGGUUGUCGCCUGUUGAUGUCUGCUUGCGUCCGUGUCGGAGUGUGAAUGGGAGCCCCGCCGUUUUGGUAUGUCGUGUCCGUCCGCUCUGUGCCUGCUGUGUGCCGGCCUCGCGCCGGCCCAGCGCUGCUCUCAUCUGUUGGCAUUGGGACACACUGUGCUCACAUACUGAGCACGGCAUGGCCACCAUCACCUGUCGUCCGUGUUAACGUGUGGCCCAGAGCGCCGUCCAUGUGCGUGAAUAAAGCUGGGUGUGUGGUGCGCCCCUAGAUACCGUCGAUGUGGGUGAAUCCAGCCAUGUGUGUGGUAUGCCCCUGGAUGCCGUCCAUAUGGGUGAAUCCAGCCAGGUGUGUGAUGCAGUUUUGUAUACUGUCGAUGUGAGUGAAUCCAGCCUAGUGUGGUGGGCCCCUGGACACCGUCCAUGUGAGUGAAUCCAGCCAUGUGUGUGGUGCGCCCUGGAUACUGUCCAUGUGAGUGAAUCCAGCCAUGUGUGUGGUGCGCCCUGGAUACCGUCCAUGUGAGUGAAUCCAGCCAUGUGUGUGGUGCGCCCUGGAUACCGUCCAUGUGAGUGAAUCCAGCCAGGUGUGUGGCGCGUCCUUGGAUACCGUUCACAUGAGUGAAUCCACCCUGGUGUGUGGUGCGCCCCGGGAUACCGUCCACAGGAAAUGAAUCCAGCCAGGUGUGUGGCGCGUCCCUGGAUACCGUUCACAUGAGUGAAUCCACCCUGGUGUGUGGUGCGGCUUUGGAUACCGUCGAUGUGAGUGGAUCCAGCCAGGUGUGUGGCACGUUCUUAGAUACCGUCCAGACGAGUGAAUCCAGCCUGGUGUGGUGCGCCCCGGGAUACCGUCCACAGGAAAUGAAUCCAGUCUGGUGUGUGGUGCGGCUUUGGAUACCGUUGACGUGAGUGAAUCCAGCCUGGUGUGUGAUGCGCCCCUGGAUACCGUCCACGUACGUAAAUAAAGCUGGGUGCAUGUUGCGGCCUUGGUUACCGCCCAUGUGAGUAAAUCCAGCCUGGUGUGUGGUGCGGCCGUGGUUACCGUCCAUUGGAGUGAAUCCCACGGGGGUGUGUUUUAGCCAUGGUUACCGUUGAUGCGAUUUAAUCCAGCCAGGUGUGUGAUGUGUUCCUGGAUACCGUCCACUGUAGUGAAUCCAGCCAGGCGUGUUGCGGCCCUGGAUACAUUCCAUGCGAGUAAGAGAAGCUAAUUUUGUUCAAGCACAUGUUUGUAACCGUUUCCAAAUAAACCACGAAAUGCC